This is a messenger RNA of Neopelma chrysocephalum (saffron-crested tyrant-manakin), 1971 nucleotides long. It is a transcript of the gene MEOX1, whose product is annotated as mesenchyme homeobox 1. Lineage: Eukaryota; Metazoa; Chordata; Aves; Passeriformes; Pipridae. Gene Ontology annotation, cellular component: nucleus. Gene Ontology annotation, molecular function: DNA-binding transcription factor activity, RNA polymerase II-specific; RNA polymerase II cis-regulatory region sequence-specific DNA binding. The transcript has 3 exons. Gene Ontology annotation, biological process: positive regulation of transcription by RNA polymerase II. The coding region runs from base 1 to 747 and encodes 248 amino acids. The record is from RefSeq and is a predicted model, not a curated record.
AUGGAUCCCACCAGCAGCAGCUGCAUGCGCAGCCCACAGCCUCCCCCUGCCCUCUGGGGGUGCGUGAGGAGCACCCACAUGGACAUCAGCACAGCCCCAGGGCUGAACCACUGCCCAGCAGCACCGUUCUCCUUCCACCAGAGACCAGAUUUUGAUGCUUACUCCGAUUUCUCCACCUCCUGCUUGGUGACGGCUCCCCACAGCUUCCCACGGGAGGAGCGAGCGUUUGGGGAGCAGCACCACCCCUUCCAACACUCUGACUGGCACCUGGCAGCAACUGAGAGCAGGAGACAACUCAACCCAGAACAGGCCUUGGCAUCUGGGGAGUUGGAGGGCAGCAGCCCUGACCCAGCGAGUGUGACAGUGGGUGUGGGUGAAGAUGAAGAGGCACCAGCAAACACUACAAAGGACACUGAGAAAAAGCCACCCAAAAGGAAAAAGGAAAGCUCAGAAAACCAGGACUCGAGCAGCAAGACAGAAACCCGCAGCAAAUCCCGGAAGGAAAGGACAGCUUUCACUAAGGAGCAGCUGCAGGAGCUGGAAGCUGAAUUUGCCCACCACAACUACUUGACAAGGCUCAGGAGAUACGAGAUCGCCGUGAACCUGGACCUCACCGAAAGACAAGUCAAAGUAUGGUUUCAAAACAGAAGAAUGAAGUGGAAACGUGUUAAAGGUGGGCAACCAGUGUCCCCACACGAACAUGACACAGAAGAUGUGGACUCUGCUGCCUCACCCAGCUCUGACUAAUCCUUGCAGCAAUGGGAGAGGAGUCUGGAGAAAGUAAUGGAUCAGAAUGUGGAUGCAACACUGCUUCGGGUCAGCUACUCAAAGAGAUCAUCCUGCUUGCAAAUCCUGUAGCCCACAGUCUUUAAAAGGUGUAGGGUGCUUUAUGUUGCAGAGGUAAUUAAGGAGCACAGCGGGGAAAAGCCAAAGGAGGGCAUGAUUUUGAUUUUUGUCUCUGGAACUGUCUUACUACCACAGCUGUGUCUACAGAAAAAAAAGAUAACAUUGAGUAUAAAACAAGAGUAAUGUUGUCCAGAUGCUCAGACAUUCAGAAAAUACAGGUUGUCAGUCAGAGAGUGAUAACACAGAUGUGUUCUCAUCCAGUCUUUCCCUGGUCACAUCUAUUAGGGUGCAUUUGGACUUGGCAAUACACAUUUGACUUGUGCCUUACUUUGAGAGAAAUAAAUACUUUGACAGUCACUGAUUCUUCUUGCAAAAUGAAUUGGACACCUGCACAGCUAGGCAAUAAGAUUACAAAAUAAAAUAUGAGACCAAAAACACAUAUACACAGAAUUCUGCUUCCCAGUUUCAGAGGAGAUGGCUUUCACACUGACAGUCCAACAAGGCAGGUGCCUUGUUGAUGGCAGCAAUUUGCAGAGGGAGAUUUCUUCCAAGCUUACUGUAAAUCCUGAAAUUAAACUCCUAGAUCUCAAUUUCAAAUAUUUUUUGAAGCAGUCAUCACGAAAUACCACAGCAGGCACAGCAGAGAUGGAACUCUCAACACAACAGCUAUCACUGUUGUGUUUUCCAAUAAACAGCACCACCAGAAGUUUUAAGAACACUUAAGAACACUUCCACUUGAAAUUAUCCUCCCUUUCAACCAAAACUUAUAGUAUAUCGAGUUAUGAAGAUUUAGAAAAGCACAGUGCCUGUUUCCAUUUCUUCUAUCUUUUUGUUUAAUGUACUAAUGCCAUAUUUUAAACAGAAUUUUACACUAGCACACCACAACGUGACUAUUGAGAACACUGAAACAGUGGUUGAAAUAUUUGAAAAGUAACCAUUACAGCAGCUAUGACACACUGCCUUCCUCUCACCUUGCUCUGAUACAUAUUUAUUGUGGUUGCCUGUAAACUGUUGAUCUGCUGGGUACAAAUUUGUAUAUCUGAAUGAUAUGUUUAUAAAGCUAUCAGUGGUAAUUCCACUUGUAAAAAAACUCAAAACAGAUAAAUAUUGUCUUUUUUUUUAAAA